AUGUCCAAAGAUGGCGUCCACGUUGCUAGUAGUUCGGAAGAUAACACUCUGCGGGUAUGGGAUUCGUCCAUCGGCACUCUUCUCGCUCAGUAUGAAACGGAUGAAUCACCUUGCUCCAUUGCAUUCUCAGCUAACGGAUCGCGCAUUAUCGCAUGCACAUAUAGGCAUGUACACGUCUGGAACUGGCCAAGCGGUACCUCCUUGCAAUGGCCCAUUGAUUCCCCAACGUCCGAUGGAUGGGGUAAAAUCCCUAUUGUAGCAUUCAACACUGGUACCCGCUUCGUCGUCUGCCGCAAUCGCGACAUACAAUGGUGGGACUCGGAGAUCGGUCUUCAGCUGAAAACCACGACUCGACAUUCAGAUGAGCUGAUCUCCGUUGCACUUUCACCCGAUGACAGCAAAAUAGUGACCGCAUCUAUGGACUUUACGAUGCAUCUCUCGGAGUCUUACACCGGCAAGCUCUUGAAGCUGUUCGGGGUCGGCCAAAAAGUGGCUGUCUCGUUUUCCCCAAACGGCCAUCAACUAUUCAGUGCAUCGAGGAGUGCUGUACGCAUUUGGGACGUCCAAACAGGUGCCAUGCUUAGGAGAAGGGUAUAUCAUCCUCAACAGGAUCCUCUACUCUACGCGAUAAUAUGGCGGACCCCGGCACCGAUCAGUUUUACUCCUGAUAGAACUCGGCUUGCGAUUAUACCAGGAUACGGCCGUGUAUUUGUCUUCGACACAUCCUCCGGUGCCCGUACCUUUAACAGUGAUAUUGGUGGCGGGAGGUUUAUGGCGGGCGAGAUGAGAACAGUCGUCUUCUCCGUGGAUGGCACUCGUGUCUUUGUUGGCUUAUCAGAUGGGACCAUUCGUAUCUGGGACUUGUCCGUGGAUUAUAAGCCUGACACAGCCACAUCCAAACACGAAUAUCACUGUGACAUUCAAGGUGUAGCAUUCUCCCCCGAUUGCACUCGUAUCUGCACGCGGCUACAGUAUGGAAGACACCUCUAUGUCUGGGGUUUGUCCACUGGUCGCCUCUUGGCCAAACUCAAAGGUCACACCGACGGAGUCACAUCUAUGGACUUCUCGCCCGACAGCACUCAGAUUGUUAGCAUAUCAGAAGACAAGACUAUACGCAUCUGGGACUCAGACAAGGGCCACCAAGUGAAGAAGUUGGAUAUGAGCAGAUCUGCUGCGCCCUUCUGCUCUUCAAUUACUUCUUUUGGAAAUGACCUCCGUCGUCUUGACAUUACUUUCUCGGAGGAUGGCUUCCUUGUUCCAUUGGGAUACAAGGAGUGGCAAAGUCAAAGUCAUUUCUUGGAGUGA
Pleurotus ostreatus (oyster mushroom) is the source of this 1305-nucleotide messenger RNA. RefSeq names its product wD repeat domain (gene APAF1). NCBI's taxonomy places the organism in Eukaryota, Fungi, Basidiomycota, Agaricomycetes, Agaricales, Pleurotaceae. The coding region runs from base 1 to 1305 and encodes 434 amino acids. Gene Ontology annotation, molecular function: protein binding. The record is from RefSeq and is a predicted model, not a curated record. The transcript has 2 exons.